CACUCCCUGUCCUUUCUUGCUACCUUCCCCCAUUGUUCCUUCAAAUCCGUCCUUGAUUUCCUUCAUUUCUUUCAAGUAUCUAGAAAACGUCUCCCUACCUAUACUACUCGGAAGCAUGGCAGUAGAGAGGGAGAGGAAAAGUGGAAUUCGAGCAGUGACGUGAUUUUAUGCAGCAGGAAAAAGGAGGAGGAGGGGAGAGGAGGACAGAGGAGGAGGAAAAGCGGACGGCUGGACUCCAUUAAGACGAAGCCUGCUGGAAAAGUGCUUGGGAAUACUCCACUUCUAGGGCGACUACUCGGGAAUUUUCUCCUUUUUUUGACCGUACCCUCCUCCCUAAAACCCAUCCUGCAUGUUAUAAAGAAGGACAAAACACUUUUAUAUCCUUUCGUCGAGGGUUUGCGUGUCUUUUUUGUGAAGGAAUGGCGCUGGAUGGGAUCCGGAUGCCUGAUGGCUGCUACGCCGACGGGACGUGGGAGCUGAAGAUGCAUGUUACUGACCUCCACCGGGACGUGUCGCUGAGGGUCACAGGCGAGAUCCACAUAGGUGGCGUCAUGCUCAAGUUGGUGGAAAAAUUAGAUGUGAAAAAGGACUGGUCAGACCACGCGCUGUGGUGGGAGAAGAAGAAGACGUGGCUACUGAAGACCCACUGGACUCUGGAUAAGUAUGGCAUCCAGGCCGAUGCCAGACUGCUCUUCACACCACAGCACAAGCUUCUGCGCCUGCAGCUGCCCAACAUGAAGCACAUGAAAGUCAAGGUCAACUUCUCCGACAGAGUCUUCAAAGCAGUCUCUGAUAUCUGCAAGACGUUCAAUAUCCGUCAUCCAGAAGAGUUAUCUCUACUGCGUAAACCGCGUGAUCCCAAAAAGAAGAAGAAAAAGUUGGAGGAGGCCGAGGAGGAUGAUUUGGAGAUAGAGGGUCCACUGUUAACUCCUGGAUCUGCCUCUGAAAUAAUAUACAUCGGACCUGUCAAAGGAAGCAUUUAUUCCAGCCCGGGCUUGUACAGCAAAACCAUGACACCCACGUACGACUCACGAGAUGGCAGCCCGCUGUCACCCACUUCCGCCUGGUUCGGCGACAGCCCCCUGUCAGAGGGCAACCCCGGCAUCCUUGCUGUCAGCCAGCCUAUCAGUUCCCCGGACAUCCUGGUCAAGCUUUACAAACCGCAGUCUCUGUUGGACAAGGCAAAGAUUAACCAGGGGUGGUUGGACUCCUCCAGGUCUCUGAUGGAACAGGAUGUCAAGGAGAAUGAGGUGUUGCUGCUAAGGUUUAAAUACCACAGUUUCUUUGACCUCAACCCAAAGUAUGACGCCAUAAGGGUGAACCAGCUCUAUGAGCAGUCCAAGUGGGCCAUCUUGCUGGAGGAAAUCGAGUGCACGGAAGAGGAAAUGAUGAUGUUUGCUGCGUUGCAGUACCACAUCAACAAGUUGUCCAUUAUGUCGUCAGACAACCAUAUGAAUAACAGCGAGAAGGAGGUGGAUGAAGUGGAUGCCGCCCUCUCCGAUCUGGAGAUCACGCUUGAGGGAGGAAAGACGUCCAACGCCCUGGGUGACAUCACGUCUAUUCCCGAGCUAGCGGACUACGUCAAAGUCUUCAAACCCAAGAAGCUGACAUUGAAGGGGUACAAGCAGUACUGGUGCACGUUCAAAGACAUCACAAUUUCCUGUUACAAAAGUAAAGAAGAAGCGCACGGGACCCCUGCUCACCAAAUGAACCUCAGAGGGUGCGAGGUGACCCCGGAUGUGAACAUAUCAGGUCAGAAAUUCAACAUCAAGCUGCUAAUCCCCGUAGCGGAUGGCAUGAACGAGAUCUGGCUGCGAUGUGACACAGAAAAGCAGUACGCUCACUGGAUGGCCGCGUGCCGCUUAGCGUCGAAGGGGAAGACAAUGGCGGACAGUUCUUACAACCUAGAAGUGCAGAACAUCCUGUCCUUCCUCAAGAUGCAGCACAUGAACCCUGACCCGCAAUUCAUCGAGCCCAUCACCACUGACAUUAACCCAGAGUGUCUUGUGUCGCCACGCUACCUGAAAAAGUACAAAAACAAGCAGCAAGGCUUAAUCAGGGAUUUGAUCUCGGCCCGCAUCCUCGAAGCCCACCAGAACGUGGCCCAGAUGAGUCUAAUCGAAGCUAAGAUGCGCUUCAUCCAGGCGUGGCAGUCACUGCCCGAGUUUGGAAUCACUCACUUCUUGGCUAAGUUCCAGGGCGGAAAGCGUGACGAGCUGAUUGGCAUCACAUACAACCGUCUGAUCCGCAUGGACGCCGGCACCGGGGAUGCUAUCAAGACCUGGCGCUUUAGCAACAUGAAGCAGUGGAAUGUCAACUGGGAAAUCAAGAUGGUGACCGUCGAGUUCGCGGAUGAGCCCAGCCUGUCGUUUAUCUGCGCCGAGGUGGACUGCAAGGUGGUCCACGAGUUCAUCGGCGGUUAUAUCUUCCUGUCCACACGGGCCAAGGACCAGAACGAGACCCUGGACGACGACAUGUUCUACAAGCUCACCAGCGGCUGGGUUUGACGAGCCUCAUGACUAGAACACACUUGUACCAUUCAAUGGACUCGCGCACACUACAAGCUGACUAGUACAAUGUAGUUUUCCUACUAAAGAGGACAAAGAACAUACAUGUACAUGGACCUUACGAUGGCUAUUGAAUAAAUAGUACUUAUUAUAGUAUUUAUUCACUACCCUUGAUUUGCAGAUAUAGUUAAAUUAAGACAAUUUUACAUAGUACUGUUAGAGAACGACCAGGGAGGAACUAGUAGGACAGCUACGAGUUACUAGUUGGCACUUUGGUGCUUCAGGAGGCUAAGCAAGUUCGUUACAUGGGCCUGCAGUUACAGUACAUGGAAAGCCCUCUUUGUUCUCACUCGUAAGACAUACUUCUGCUUGUUUGCAAUGUCCCACAUUACACUUUAUAAAGAUAAAACUUCCUAUCAGUCAUGCUAAUUUAAGAGUUUAUUUAGGCAUGGUUUUCCUUGGUAAAUUGUUAUUUUGAGUAUUGAUAACUCAUUUUAUCAAGUCAAAACUGUUAAUUUGCUAAAAAUGAGUUGCAUUUACUUGAAGUAACAAGUUUGUUGGCAAAAUUAAAAUUCCUGAGGGAACUGAACUUGAAAUGUGAAGUUGUGUGAACUUAGGCCUCUCUCCUGAUCCCAGCAGCAUUGUUAGCUAGGCUGUUUAGCUCAAUUGUCUGUGUGGUGCCCUGUACUAGUAAUUGCACUGCAAAAACACCUCCUUAAAACUAGUUUAAUUCCCUUGUUUUCAGUGUAUAUCCCUCGUAUUGUGUUGGGAUCAGAAUUGACCCGUUUUCAAAUGUUUAUAUGCAAAAAUCAAUGGUACUUUUGACAUACCCAAACUUAAAAACUGGUCAGUCUUGACCCGAAAACAAUAUACUGCAAAUGUUUAGUAUUUUCAGGCCAAGUUCUUUUACAGAUCAAAUUUAAUUCACUAGCAAAAUAUGGGCUGAUUUCUGACACAAGACAAGGGAUAUCUACAAGAAAUAAGUGAAAUUAUCUGCCAGUGCUUCAAGUGCAUUUUACUCAGAUUUCUUCAAAUAAAACUAGCUAUCUGAAAAUAAGUUUAACAGACUUAUUUUAAAUAAUAAAUUAGUACAUAUAGUCUUAAAAUUUGGAAAUGUUCUUAAUUCAAGAAUAGAUAUUUUUCAAAACUUUAUUUGAAAGCAAAUUUGUCUUGAUUUUAGGGCUGCAGCUAUCGAAUAUUUUAGUAAUCGAGUAAUCGACUGAAAAUUCUAUCGAUUAAUCGAGUAAUCGGAUAAAACAAAUAUAUUUUUAGGUGAAGAGCAAUUAUACAUAUACAUGAGAAAACAAGACAUUUCAUCUAAUCUUGAACCAUUUUCAGUCAAUCAAUGUCUUUAUUUUCGUUGUAUAUUGUUGAAAACAGCCAACAAUUGCAUCUCAGGUGUAACUAGAAUAAAAAAAAAAAAAGACUAAUUCACUGCUUUCACUCAAAAAACUUUUAGAUCUUAUUAAUAUAUAUAUAUAUAUCUUACCUAAAAAUGCCGUUACGCUUGAUAACACACAUCACUUAAAAGUUAGGAUUUUUUCCCCACGUGUUUCAAUUGAAUUUCUCAUUGUGUCAAGCCAUUUUUAAGUUCUAGUUAAGUUUUAAGUUAGUCUAAACUGUAAGUCCUGAUAGGAUUUUGAGUUUUUGCAGUGUUCAAAAUAAAUGUAUGAUACAGGCUGUAUUGGAGCACAUUAGGGACCAGUGCUACUUGGUGUUUUAUCCAGCAAUGACUACUGAGCUAAAAUUGAUAGUUAGCAUGAUUACGUUUUUAUUUUACACCCUCAUCACUCCACAAUGCUAUGUUAUGUUAAAGCCUGUAUGUAAGACACGUUAGCCACGCAUCGACAGUGGUCAUAAAUAAUUGAAACCUAGCCCUCCGCAGGGCUAACGUUCCGUGAGCUAGUAGCGACAGUAACGUUAAUCUUAUUUAUUAGCGCUUAGCGCUCUUUAUUAGCGCUCUUUAUUAGCGCUCUUUAUUAGCGCUCUUUAUUAGCGCUCUUUAUUAGCGCUCUUUAUUAGCGCUCUUUAUUAGCGCUCUUUAUUAGCGCUCUUUAUUAGCGCUUAGCGCUGUACUGCUUUAAGAUGGCGGCUGUUUACAAACGCUGCCCAGACGCGGCCGAGUCUGUCAAUGCUCAUCUAGUUCAACAUACAUGUGAUCUCAAUGAGACGCGCCAGACGCUGCCUGUUACCAAUGUAGCAUUGUGCGGGCUAGUAUUUAGCAACGUCGGCGUCGUUUGUGGCGGCUGUCGGCUGCGGUAAGUUUUUUUUUUUUUCCCUUCUUCCUCUCCGCACGUGACAGCGCGUUGUCCCGCAUUAAAAGUAGUCCUAGCAAAACGUGAUGCUUAGAGCUGUCAAAAUAAACGAUUACUCGAGGUGAAUAAAAUUACUCGGAUCAGUUUUUAAACUCGAGUUACUCGAGUUGCUCGAGUACUCGUUUCAGCUCUACUUGAUUUAGGUGAAAAAAAUACUUUUAGAUGUGUUGGCUGUAUAAGAACAAAUAGUAAUAUUUACCUAAAGCAAAUGGAAUAAUCUGACGCAUUAAUCUGUUAACUAGUCUUUAAUACUAAAACAAGAUGGAGAAAAUUAUAUGACUAGAUUUAAGAAAAAUGAUCUGAUUAAGACAUUAUAAAUUUGCAGUGCGCGAUGACUCAAAUUCCAAUCCCGUUUGGAUUAAGUUAUGACAGUAAAUUUAGUACUUCAAUUUAAUUCAGAUUUACCUAUAAUUUAGAGUUCAGACUACUUAACAGAUUUUUUUAGCUAAUAUUCUUGACAUACUGCAGGUCUUAAUGAAGAAUUCAGAUUUUUUUGUCAUGUUUUUUUUUUUUUGGCGUGCCCGUUCAGACUGCCUUUGUCCAUUGAGCUCGUUCAAGUAUUACGCAUGCACACUUAUUCGCAGUCCGAGACGCGCUGAGCAAACUGACCUGCAUGCGCAGUAGCAUCAAAACAAAUAACUAUGCACCGUGCAUGCAUGACGCACAUCAUAUAAUGCCCCGACUCGAGCAUGUAAGGACUAUUGAAAUAUUGCUCAUUUGGCACACAGUAAGAAACCGAGCAUUAGCAGGUUUAUCCUUUUCUUCAUUGUAGUUUCUUAUGGCUGUGUUCAAGCCCGCUUCCUGCGUAGUAAAAUCCGAGUUCAAGCUAGGCGCUAACGCUAAUGACCAGCUACAUCUCUGCCGUCUUGCGUGCCGCUUUCGCUCUAUGCUGACGUAAUUGCUGCAUGAAUUCUGAUUUGGGAGACUUGACAGUUCAGACCGCCGCCACAUUCUGGAAAAAUGUGGCCAAGGUCAGAUUUAAACCACAUACGAAGUGACCCAGAUUGGAUUUGAAAUGGUCCACUUCUAUGCGACUUGUCCCGUUCAGACCGUGAACUUAAUGCCUCACUCGAGUCGAAAAAACACGAAAAAAUCGGAUUCGUGCAUUAAUACCUGCAGUAUGAACCUACCUUAAGUUCACUUUACUUGAAAUGAUUACUUCAAUUUUCGUAACAUAAAUCUUCUGUAAUUUUCGGACUAUAAGGCGCACCUGACUAAAAGCUGCCACCCACCAAAUUUGACACAAAAACAGCAUUUGUUCAAAGAUGAGCUGCACUGGAGUAUAUACCGCAGCUCUCCUUACUGUAUUAUGGGAUAUUUACACCAAAAAUCUUAACCCAUAACACUAUAUUUGACAGUGGCAUCAUAAGACUGUCAUAAAACUAAAUGAACCACUUUAAGAAGCUUAAUUUGCACAUCACUGCUCACUUAAGGGAGACAGUCAACCUCUCCUGCCAACACUGUCAUCCAACAUGCCACCUAGCAUGCAUUGCAGCGCUACAAAUGUAAAUAACAAUCAAAAUUCAUCAAUUAAUCAACUUUAUUUGUAUAGCACAUUUAAAAAAUCCACAAAGGAGUAGAAAAAAAGUGCAAAGUGCUUUACAUACCAUAAAACAGCAAAAUAAGUUAACAUUCAAAGAUAAAAGAAACGCAUAAAAAAUAAAUAAUAAUAAUAAAAAAUAAUAAUAAAUAACAGACGAGGUCAUAAACAGUCACAUUAAAUGCUGAAGAAAAAUGUUUUAAGGCGUGAUUUGAAAUCCGUAAGUGAAAGAGCCUGUCAUGUUUUGUGUUAGUUAUUUCUUCAGUUACUGUUCCAGUUGUUUCAUUAAUUGUUAGUUAUGGUAUUUAGUAACACUUUAUUUGACAGUGGCGCUAUAAGACUAUCAUAAAACCAUCAUACUUAUCCAGUGACACUGCCACGAGCAUUAAUUAAUGCUUAUGACAGGUGUCAUUUUGUGCAAUCAGGCAAAUUAUCUCACUUUUGAAUGGAUGUAAAAGAUCCGAGCUGGACGUAAAGGAAGUUAGUGACGUAGUUUGAGGGAUGACACUUAAUGACAUCUGUCAUGAGCAUUCUUCAAUGAUCAUGAUAGUGUCAUGCCAUGAUUAUGACGAUUAGUGCUGCAACGAUUAAUCGAUUAACUAGAGUAUUCAAUUAGAAAAAAAUAUUCGAACUAAAUUUUGUUGCUUCGAGUAUUCGUUUAAUUGAAGUGGCAUUGUAAUGGUUGAUUUUAAAAGUGUUUGCAUUUAAUUUUACUGAUGAGGGUGGAUACAGUGCCUUCUGGUCUGCCUCUUUUCACAUGGCUGAAUCCAACUGCUCCCUGUUUUUGUUUGAGCUAAUGUUUUUUAAUGCAUUCUUAAUUUAGUUUGUAGGUAUAUUUAGCCAUUUUUUGUGGGAAUAUGUGUCUGAACCACUUGUUAACAGAUUUGUGAAAAAAAAAUUAAAAAAAACUUUAGCAUUUUAUAGCAUUUAAGCUAGCAUACUUUUUCUAUUCAAGUUAGCCAAUUGUUCUUUUGUUGUACACAGAUCCUCGUUUUUUUUUUAAAUUAUAUCGUUUGAGGCUCAGCUCAGGUGUUUUAAUUUUUCAUGUUCCUUAUCCGAUUACUCGAUUAUUCGAACAAACUAGUCCAUCGAUUAAUCGACUACUAAAAUAUUCGAUAGCUGCAGCCCUAAUGACGAUCUUAUGGCAGUCUUUUGACACCGCUGUCAAAGCGUUACCUAUUAACCAAAAUAAAUCAACAAAUAAGCCGCUCUGGACUAUAAACCACAAGAUUCAAAAUGAGGGGAAAUAAUAACGGCUUACAGUCCGAAAAUUACGGUAGUUUACUUUCAAUGUUGGCAUCCUCCAUCUUAACUUUUUAAAAAUCAACUGAAAAAGUUUGAUUUGAAAUUUCAUGUUCUGUUACUUUUUUUUUUUCCAUUUUGGGAAUACUAACAAUGAAAUAGAAAAAUCUCACCUCAUAGGCACACUCAUUUUACUAAUACACAGAAGUGUCUUGCUAGUGAGGACAAAGCAUGUUAGUACUUGGACAAUAGGGUGCAUCAGUAGAAUAUGGUGCUCCAAGGCAAGGGUGCUCACUAUUUUUUGCUCCAAGUUCUACUUUUGAAGGAGACAACCUCCCGCAAUCUACCUAUCCAUCUAAAGUGGGAGGGGGAGACUUCGAGAAAGCUCAGCAGAAAUGUAUGUUGCGAGCUACCAAUGAAAUGACAAAUUGUAAGAAUCCAGAUCAUUUUGACUUUAAGUUGCACACACAACAUAAUUAACUACGUACAUUUUUUUUUGCCCCCUAACCCCAACCAAUAUUUAUAGCGUUGCGAUCGACGUAAUGAGCACCCCUGCUCCAUGGGCUUUCUUCAGCUUCUCUCCCAGGUCCUGAAACCCAACACAUUCUCCUUUAGCACUUGAAUGCCAUAACAUUGAAUUUGGCCAAUUUGGACCACAGGUCAUGCUACCAAACAGUAUAUUUUAUCUUGAGAAAAAAUAUUAUUGAAUAUUGAUAUUUUUUGGUAUAUUUUUUGGUUGUUGUUUUGCAAGUUCUCUCACAAAACAGAUGUCUAAAUAAUCCCAAUAUUACCUCUACCUGUCUCUCACGCCACAUAGUAUUAUUCUUUUUGUGAUUUGUAAUAGAACACACCAGCAAAGGUCAACACCCCGUAAGGAAUUAUGCAAGCAAAAUGAAGUAUUAUUAUUAUUUUUUUGUAACUAAUGUAAAAACACAGCUUUUAUAGAAUUGUACAGUCUUUCCUCUUUGCUUUGAGGGGUAAAUAUGUUUUUUGUUUGCGCGCUCGCGUGUGUGUUCUUAACGUGAUGACUGACUGCAGCUUCUGCUUCCGCUUUUAUCCGUCAUCGCAUUAAAAUGAAAAUAUCAUAAACUCACACAAAUACGUUUCUUUUACUCAAACACUACUUUUGCAGCUUUUUGUCAUUGUCCGAUAAGUGUUUUACGAAAUAUGAAGGAAUUCUCUUCAUGGUUUUUUUUUUUUUUUUUUCGUUCUUGUUUCAGAAACGAUGGUGCAUGUCCUGUUUUGUUAUUGGAGUUAUUUUUGACUGUAAAAAAAAACAAACAAACAUGCAUUUAUUUUAAAAGAAAUAAAACUAAUUUUUAUUUAACGCCUCACUUUUUGCCGAAUUAUUUUGGUUCAGUCAUAUAUUGAAAAAUCAAAAAUCUGAUAUUUUUCAACUUGGAACAAAUAUGACAAGAGUGCUAGGGUGUAGGUUUGGUCUGAACAUUUGUAGGGCCAAAAUUUACCGUAAUGCACAUAAUGUAAACAAUGAUCCAAAUAAGGGACGGCUAUCUUGACUACGUUGUUCCUUGUUUAGCAAGUUUAAUGUUAUGCUAACUCUGAUGCAGAUCAGACCAUAAUCGGAUUUUAAGGGGGAGCCAGGCCCCCCCUGUUGGCCGAAAAGUGUCAUUGCAUGUAAUUGACUUUGCUACAUAUAUACAAGUUGUAAAGCAAUAAAACUGCAACAAAAAUGAAUGAAAUGGAACAAAAAAUAUAUUUUUAUAAUGGGUCAAAAUUAUUUUUUGAACAAAUCAUGUGACUGGCAACUUAGACGGUCAUUUGCUUUGCAUAUUAAAAAAUAAUAAUAAUAAUAAUAAUAAUAGGGGAGGGCAAUUUUAUUUUACAAAUGAUUUUUUUCUUUGAUUGAAUUUUUUUUUUUUUUUUUUUUUUUAUUGAAGCAAUUUUUUUGGGGCUUAAAUGAUUUAGUCACAAAUGUCCUACCCAAUAAUAUGGCCCAAACACAAAAAGGAUUGCUUCAAUCAAAGAAAACUUUUUCGGUACAAAAUUAAGUGUUCAAAUGCAAGUUUUUCAAUCUCACAUAUUUUUUCGCAUUCAAAAAACAUUUUCCAUGUUUGAAAUUUUUCUUUUUUUUUUUUUUGAUUGAAGUAAUUUUUCUUUUUGAAAAUAUAUAUAUUUUUUGAAGCAACUUAUUUUUUGAUUGAAUAAUAAAGACAAACAUGCCCUUGCCGAAAUGUGGCCCAAAAUCAAAUCAACAUUACU
Molecule: messenger RNA, 9824 nt
Organism: Corythoichthys intestinalis (scribbled pipefish)
Lineage: Eukaryota; Metazoa; Chordata; Actinopteri; Syngnathiformes; Syngnathidae
Gene: fermt2
Product: FERM domain containing kindlin 2
Exons: 17
Coding region: 420-2507 (695 amino acids)
Biological process (GO): integrin-mediated signaling pathway; cell-matrix adhesion
Cellular component (GO): focal adhesion; extrinsic component of cytoplasmic side of plasma membrane
Molecular function (GO): integrin binding
Source: RefSeq, a predicted model, not a curated record